Caenorhabditis remanei is the source of this 789-nucleotide messenger RNA. RefSeq lists its product as uncharacterized. The coding region runs from base 1 to 789 and encodes 262 amino acids. The record is from RefSeq and is a predicted model, not a curated record. Gene Ontology annotation, biological process: muscle contraction. The transcript is spliced from 4 exons. Gene Ontology annotation, cellular component: troponin complex. NCBI's taxonomy places the organism in Eukaryota, Metazoa, Nematoda, Chromadorea, Rhabditida, Rhabditidae.
AUGCUGAUCGAAGACGAGAACAUCCGUUACGGCGGAGCUCAGGCUGAUGAUGCCGGAGAUGAUGCCGCCCGUAAGGCUCAAGAGCGUGAGCUCAAGAAGGCCGAAGUCCGUAAGAGAAUGGAGGAGGCAGCGAAGAAGGGAUCGAAGAAGAAGGGUUUCUUGACUCCAGAGAGAAAGAAGAAGUUGAGAAAACUUCUCAUGUUGAAAGCCGCUGAAGACUUGAAACAACAGCAAAUGAUGAAGGAGCAAGAACGUCAAAAGACCCUUCAACAACGCAUCAUCCCACUUCCAGACGUCGAAUCAGUCAACGAUCAAGGAAAACUCUUGCAGAUUUAUGAGGAUAUGUUCGCAAGAGUCUGUGCUCUUGAGGAGGAGAAAUUCGAUAUCAACUUCUCUGUUUCUCAAACUGAGGCAGAAAUCAAUCAAUUGACCAUCCAGGUCAAUGAUUUGAGAGGAAAAUUCGUGAAGCCAGCACUGAAGAAGGUGUCGAAAUACGACAACAAGUUCAAGUCGUCUGGAGAAGGAAAGGAGAAAUCAAACUUCCGUUCCAACCUGAAAGUCGUCAAAAAGGAGACAGAUCUCGAUGAGAUUAUGGCCAAGAAGAAGGGACAAACCGGAGAUGGAAAGCCCGAGUGGUCGAAGAAGGAGAAUAAGAAAGAAGAAGAAGCAGCCCCAGCUGAAGAGUCAGCCGCCCCAGCUGCAGCCGAAGCAGCUCCAGUUGAAGAAGCUCCACCAGCAGAAGAACCAGAAGCUGAAGAGGAAGAAGAGGAGGAGGAAGAGGAGGAAUAG